AACUCCGCAGUCAAAAUGGUCACAGCACAUUCAUUUUUAACCAAUGUUCUUAUUACUGCGUCGGUCAGCCUUAUUGUGUUCGUCUCUAUACUGGUCAAUGGCUUGGUUCUAGCAGUCAUUGCUCGGUUUAAAUCGCUACGAACAAUACCGAAUAUUCUCAUCGCUAAUCACGCACUCGUGGAUAUACUCAGUGUAAUUACAAACUCGACCCUCUUCGUGGUUGGCAUCGUAUGGAAGGCCAGUUGGUUUAGAGGGUGGACUCUCGCAAUCAUUAACAGUAGUGUCAAUCGACUCUUUUUGAUGUUGAACCUUGUCUCCAGGCUCGCUAUGAUGACAAACAUGUACCUAGCCAUUUCUUUUGGUUUCAGAUAUCUCGCCUGGAAGACAAAGACAAAAGCCCUGGUCUGUGUGUUUCUCAUCUGGUUGAUCUGUAUCUCGAUGGUGAUCUUGUUAGCGUUGCCUCUACUCCAUAUCGACCUUGGCGAUGCCCAUAUUACUAAAUACAGAGUAGAGAUCUUUAGGAAAGCAAGAUAUCUCUUGGCUUCGAGCACAUUUUUCUUCAUUAUCUGUGAUGCAGUUGUAUGUUUUCUGACAGCUCGUGUAAUAAAGAGGGAGAGUAAAAAGGUAUGGGAAGGAUCUUGUCAAAAUAAACAUAAAUCUAGUUAGGCCUAGGUAGAAGCUGGGAGUUUUAUUUCAUAGUGAACACUCUCCCGAGUUUUGGUAGAAUCUUUCAAACAUGGUCACCUGAAAAUAUGUAAUUGCAAUAAUUCAACUUUCGUUUAGGAUUUUUACCACAAUUGGCAGUAAUGUCGCAAUAUUAAUCUGAUAGACCAAUUUGCCGUUGUCGUUAAGAGUACAGACAACGCAGCUCGCGUGAACGUAUCUCGCUAUGGCCACGUACUGAAAGAAUCGUUCAAUUUGCUCCAGACUCAGUUGGCUGCGCCUCGUGAGUCCAUAACAUUUUGACCACUGUGAUAAUGAAUAUCGAGGAGAAAUUCCAUAUUUACGCCCUCCCAUGUAUUAUUCUCUUAAUAUCAGAUGAGUUAGACGUAGUUUAAGAGAAGUUGACUGUACGAUGACGCCCAUAGAGAGUUGAAUACGGAUUACUUGAAGUAAAAACUCGGAGAUUGUGACGUAUCGUCGAUUACUGUUACAGAGCGUUUUAUCAGGAGCAAAAGACCGCUAAGUAAUCCCGAAGAAGAUUUGUUAUUUCUGAAUGGAUGCCCGGCUCUUGUAUGUUACAAAUUGAAUAUAAAUUACGUAACUCUGCCCUGAAUAUCUCAAAAAGCAUCUUGUUCCGAGAAAUUAGUUCUGUGAUACAUACAAUCUCUUAUUUUUUGCAGAGGAAAGAAACGAACCCUCCUGCUCAACAAGCUGAAGCUCAACUGAAAAGGGAUUUGAAAGCAACCAAAACGAUCGUCAUAACAAUGGCUGUGUUCUUGAUCUGCUUUAUUCCUAUUGGCGUGUUUCCAAUAGUUAAUCUCAUUGAAAACAAUGUUACGACUGAUCACUGGCUUUCCUAUGUAGCCCGUUACAGUUACGCGCUCUCCAACACAGUGAACCCGAUCAUCUACUAUACGCGAUUAAGUCGCUGCCGCUUGGCUUUAAAGCAGUUCGUGAAAGACCCUUUCGGAUCAAGUGAUUACAGAGAGAAGCCAGAC
Pocillopora meandrina is the source of this 1661-nucleotide messenger RNA. The record is from the annotation of a GenBank genome assembly. Lineage: Eukaryota; Metazoa; Cnidaria; Anthozoa; Scleractinia; Pocilloporidae.